Morus notabilis is the source of this 1186-nucleotide messenger RNA. RefSeq names its product probable polyamine transporter At3g19553. Gene Ontology annotation, cellular component: membrane. The transcript has 2 exons. Gene Ontology annotation, molecular function: transmembrane transporter activity. The record is from RefSeq and is a predicted model, not a curated record. Gene Ontology annotation, biological process: transmembrane transport. NCBI's taxonomy places the organism in Eukaryota, Viridiplantae, Streptophyta, Magnoliopsida, Rosales, Moraceae. The annotation marks the transcript as partial.
CCACGGAGCAAUAGCCAAUAAUGCUAAUUAUCAAAAAAAAAAAAAACCCAAAAAUGCUCAAGUGUCCGCCAAUCUCCGUAGUCUUGCCAUUCGUCCACGUGAUAAUACGUGCAAGCUCUAUGGUUGGGCAUAACGUGUAAGCCAAAUGUCAAACCUUUGACUUCUCCUUGUUCAAGAGAUGAGCUUCUCCACCACUCCCAAAAAAAGAUCUGGAUUUGGCAAUCUUCCCAAGAUGUUUGGGAUUCAAACUGUGUUUUACAACAGCUCCAAAACAUUGAAUCCCACAAUUUAACUAAAGAUCUCAAGAGUUCUCAUUUUGGUAAAUCCUCCAAAACAGGGAAUGACAAGUAAUGGCGAGAAUAUUGCUGUUAUCAAGAAAACACCAAAACUUACUCUUCUUCCUCUUAUUGCUUUGAUAUUCUAUGAUGUUUCUGGGGGUCCUUUUGGAGUUGAGGAUUCAGUAAAGGCCGGUGGUGGACCUCUUUUGUCUUUGCUUGGUUUCUUGAUAUUUCCUUUCAUUUGGAGCAUCCCUGAAGCUUUGGUAACAGCAGAACUAGCCACAAGCUUCCCCGAAAAUGGAGGGUAUGUGCUUUGGAUAUCAACAGCAUUUGGGCCAUUCUGGGGGUUCCAAGAAGGGUUUUGGAAAUGGUUUAGUGGGGUUAUGGAUAAUGCCCUUUAUCCUGUUUUGUUCCUUGAUUAUCUUAAGCACUCGAUACCGAUCUUCAAUCGAUUAGUAGCUCGAAUUCCAGCUCUUUUGGGGCUUACAGUUUCAUUGACUUACUUGAACUACCGAGGUCUGCAUGUUGUCGGGUUUUCGGCUGUUGCUCUUGCCGUCUUCUCGCUUUUCCCCUUUGUUGUGAUGGGUGUUCUUUCGAUUCCUAGAAUUAGUCCUAAGCAUUGGCUUGUGGUGGACUUCAAGAAGGUGGACUGGAGAGGGUACUUCAAUACCAUGUUUUGGAAUCUGAACUAUUGGGAUAAGGCAAGUACUCUUGCAGGGGAGGUUGAAAAUCCGAGUAAAACGUUCCCCAUGGCGCUUUUUGGGGCUGUGGUCUUGGUGGUUUCUUCGUAUUUGGUCCCGCUUCUUGCUGGGACAGGAGCUCUUGGAGCCAAUUAUGGUGCAUGGAGUGAUGGGUACUUUGCGGAAGUUGGACUGUUAAUUGGUGGCUCUUGGCUCAAGUGGUGGAUU